UUUUUUCAAAAAGAAAAACUUAUUCUAAAGUUAUAUAAUAAGAAUAUAUAUUCCAUAACGAAUUUUAUUUGAUUCACUUCCUCAAAUUUCAGAUUAACAAUAACGAUAAAAAUUCAAUUGAGCUCUUGAAGAAAGAAUGCUGACGAUUUAAAAAAUGAAGGAAAUAAAAAUGGGAAAGAUUUAACAGAAAAGUAUAAAUUUCUAAAUAAUCUAAUUAAAAUAAUAAUUAAUAAUCUAAUAAAAUAUAAAUUUUAAAAUCAAAAUAUCAUUUAAUUUUUCAUUUUUUCGUUUAAAGUAAAUUAUAAUAUAUGUCUUUUAAAACAACUUAUAGAAAAAGAUGUACAUAAAUCGGAAAUAUAUUAUGGGCAAUAUGCCAUUCGAUGUAGUAUAUUUAAUAAUGAUGACUACAAUCAAAUUGUUACGAAUAGUAUUAUGAUGUUGAAAAGAAAGUAUAUAAUAUAGUCGAUCGUAACUAAACUCGAUGAUAAAUUAUCCAAUCAUUUCGCCGGUCCCUAUGUCGAGUCUGUCUAUCGUAGAACAAAUUUUCUAGGAUACCUUCAACUCUAUGCAUAUGUACAUAUGUGCAAAAGAAACACACUAUAUUUAUAGCUAGAGAUAAAUAUACAUCUUGGCGUUAUUCCAAAUUAUCAUACGUACGGGUCUGAAGCGAGUAACGGCCUAACCCUCGUAAUAGCAGCAGCGUGUUAGUGCUAUUAGUGACGUCUAUCGACGUUACAAUUGUAAAAAAAAAAAAAAAAAGAAAAGAAAAGGGAAAAAAACAAUAAAAAGUGAGUGAAAAACAUUGAAAAAUGUAAAAAAACUACGGAACAUACGUGUUAUCGAUAAAAAAACAUUUUGAACGAGUGUAUUCUUCACAGUGAUUGAUCAAAUUAUUAUAUUCUUAUCUAUAAUAUUCGUUUAAUAUGAAAUUAGAAGAUUCUUUUCUAUUUUGUAUUCUUGAAAUGGAGGAUGUGCUUGCGAACAUCGCGUUCAAGUAUUCUUAACAACGCUUAGGACAAAUUUAAUCUCACCCGUCUGCUGGUGCAAUUUGGGUGAACAUCGAUCAAAAUGCAUCACAUGUAUUCCUCGAAAAAAGGAGAUCCCCUUUGCCCCCUUGGUUUUCAUCCCCAAGUGCGAUGGCCGACCCGUUGUAAAAGAUGCUUUAGAGAUUAUAAAGAACAUGGGGGCAAGAAAGAUAAUUUGAGAGACAUUACAUCGUCGUCACCUAGUCUAUCAUUUGACCAAUUUUCAAGCAGAUCUGCUGAAAAUGGAAAGCGCGGUUGGUCCUCGGCAACAAAUUUGGCAAAGGAUGACUCUAAAGGAAACUCGGAGUCAUCGUACGCAUCAGCCGGUUGGACUUCGCUCAUGGAUCUCUCAGCUAUCGACAACGAAGAAGAGAGAUUAGAAGAUAGGAGGCCAACUAAACUACAGAUUAAAGAAGUCAUAGAUAACAGUAAUGAAAGCGCUUCAGAAAAUGAUGUCGAGUUCAUAAUUCAGGUGAAGAAGUCGAAGAUUGGUUCUUCGAAAAACAGGGAAAAGAAUGGAGAAAGACGAAUGGAAAACGAAGAAUGGACGGAAAAAAGUGAAGUAGAACAAUUGAGAACACAAAUAAGAGAAUUGCAAUCACGAUGCGAGAGAUUGGAAAAGGAGAAAAGCGAAAUUUUGAUGAGGCGACUGUCGACCAUGGAAAGUAUAUCGAGCAAAGCUUCGCCAAAUGAAAUACAGAAAUUGCAAAAGAAGAAUGAAGCGCUCGUACAAGAAAAGAACAAUUUAUUGAUCAAGAUAAGAGAGCUUGAAAAAGAAGCGAAUUCAAAGAUGUUCAGAGGAGAACGAGAUCGUGAAAAGGAUGAAUUACGUUCGAAAUUGAAAGCCGCGGAAAAUUUAUGCGAGAAUUUAAUGGAUGAAAAUGAAGAUAUGAAGAAGGAAAUUCGGCAAUUGGAGGAAGAGAUAUACGAACUGCAAGAUACUUUUAGGGACGAACAAGCAGACGAGCAAGUUCGUUUGCGAAAAAGUUUGGAACAAUCGAAUAAGAAUUGUCGAAUCUUGUCAUUUAAACUGAGAAAAGUUGAACGAAAAGUGGAGGAGCUAGAGAAUGAAAAAUCUACCCUGGAACAAAAAUAUGAAGAGGUAAAAAAAAUUGAAGAAACGUUACAAAAAAUAAAAGGCGAAUUUCAAAAUAGAACUCUGAAGAAAGCAACAGAAUUUACAACCAAAAUACAACUGAAAAAAAUGGUAGACGAAAUGGAAAAAGAAAUAGGAGAUAUGAUGAGUAUAUUUAAAAAUAUUUCUGAUGGGAAAGAUGUGAACAUUCAAGAUAUUAAAUUGAAGGAUAAUCAUGUAAAAUAUGAGAAACUUUUAAAGGAGCACGAAUCGCUAAAGGAGAAAUUUGAUUCUGUUGUGAAAGAAUUAUCAGAUGAGAAAGAAAAGAAAAAAACGCAAAUGAGUGGUAAGAUCGAGGAUAAAAGUACAGAUUUGCAGAAUUUGAAAAAAAAAUUGGACGAAGCUGUAACAUUGAGAGAGAACGAAAGAAAGGCAUGGGACCAAGAUAAAACAGCAUUGUUAGAGGAAAAAGAGAAGCUAAAAUCGAAGCUCCUCUCUCUAUCUGCGGAAAAACUUAAAGUAUACAAUGAAACUGUACAAUUGAAAAAGGAUUUAGAAACGGUUAAAUCAUCGGAAAAUGAAAUGAUAAAGAUGGAAAAAACAAUAACUGAGUUGAAGAAAGAAUUAAAUCAAGAACGAGAAAAAUCGAAGAAGAUGCAAGAUGAUUUAUCAACAUAUACGGAACGGGAAUCGAAAAUGACACAAUCAAUGAAAUCAAUAGAACAAACGAAAAUCAAACUCGAUACUGAAGUAAAACGUUUAAAGAAGGAAUUGGAAACCACAACGUCAUUAAAUUCCACGAAAAUGAGUGAUUUAACUACAAAGAUUUCAGAAUUAAAGAAAGAAAAAGAGAAAUUGUUAUCUGAAAUUGAUCAAGAGAAACAAUCGAAUGAGACUGAAGUAUCUACUUUGAAAAAGAAAAUUAAUUCAUUGGAAAAAACAGGAUUGAACGCGAAACGGAUGAAUGAAAUGAAGCAAACAUAUAAUGAAAAGAUUUUAAUGACUUAUAUUUUAGAUUUGGAGAACAAGAUAAAAAAAGGCGAAUCAGAGUAUGAUAAUUUGAACAGAAAGUACAAUGAAUUGACGAAUUUGAAAAAUCAGUUCGAAUCGGAUAACGAAUCAUUGAAUAGUAAAUUACGAGAACAAAAUACAGAAUUGAUAAGUAUUCGUAAAGAAUUAGAAUUAUUGAGGCAAUCGAUAAAAUUAAAAGAAAGUGAAUGGCGAUCGGAGAAAUCAACUCUAGAAAAUCGUAUACGAGAAAGUGAAUUGCCAAACAAAGCUUUGAUAACAGAUUUAAAUAAUGAUAUAAGCAAUUUGAAAAAGGAAAACAAUACAUUAGUAACUCGAUUAGAAGAUUUAAGAAAAGCGAACGAUGAUCUCUCUAACAAGCUAAAAGAUUACGAAGCAGUAUCGAAGAUCCACCAAGUUUUGACACCGGACACUACAGCCUUGGAGUCAGAAAUACGAAAGUUGAAAAAUGCCCUUGAAAACAUGGAAAAGGCGAAGAAAGCUGACUUAGCUCAAUGUAAAAUGCGUUACGAACAUAGGAUCACUGCUAUUAACGAUGAAAUUCAAGCUAUUCAAAAUCAAUUAUCUAGAUACAAACGCGAGCGUGAUACCUACAAACAUAUGUUGGAAGGUGCUCAAAAAACUAUUGCAGAAUUAAAGUCAGCUAAAGGUAAACAAUCGAAUGCAUCUUCCGGAAAAUCUGAUGAGGAAGAGGAAAUGUCUGGCGUCAAUACGUUGGUUUUGGAAAGGCAAAUUAAUAGUUUGGAAGAUGAACUUUCAGAAACAAGAUUAGAGGCAUCUAGAUUAAAAGCCGAAUUAGUGUCAGAAAAAUCAGCAAGUCACGUUAAAGUGUCUGAAUUGCAAUCGCGGAUUAACGAGCUUGAAGAAGAGAGAGUGCUUUCUAGUGGUAGAACAAAGAUUCCAGGAUUAAAAGUUCGAAUGGAGUUAGCAUGGCAAAAAGAGAGAGAGGAACAUCAGAGAUUGCUACAGGAAACGGCUACACUGGCGAGAGAUUUACGACAAACUUUAUUUGAAAUUGAGAGGGAACGUUCCAAAGAACGAUUGGAGAAUAAAAGACGACAAGAUCAAUUGAAGAAAGUGUAUGAUGAAGAAAAAGAAGAAAGUAAGAAGAAAUUGUUAGAGUUGCAAUGCGAUUUGCUUGAAUUAAGAGACGCUCAUGCAAAAUUGAGAACCAGCAAUGAAAAAAUGAGACGUGAAAAAGAACGACAUGAGAAGGAAAGAGAAGAACUUAAAGAUAUAAUUUUGAAGAAAUGUAAACAAGAACAGAUUGAAUUAAAAAAUAUUAAUGUGUUGAUGCAACAAGUCAAUGAUUUAAUGAAACUUUUCCCUGAAUUGAACGGUAUUACAGAAAAUGGAACUGCGAAUACUUAUACACCGACUCCACCUAGACGACUAAAGGGACCAAAAUCGAGGGAGUCAUCACCAAUGUUGGAUGCAAAAAGUGAUAUAAGAGGUUCAAAUUCUCAACUUGGUGAGCGAACAGAAAAAUUAGAAUAUACUGUUAAAAAAUUAAUGGAUGUGGCAAAAGAACUAAAAGAAUCAAAGAAAACAACGGAUGAAGUAAACGCAACGCGAUUAAAAAAACUUGGCAAAAGAUCGACAUCUGUGGAAAGUGAUCCAGGAAAAGGUAUAACAACAUCUCGUUCAAAACCACGAUUAAAGAGAAAAAGUCUAUCUUUGGAACAAACAUCAGCACGAAAUGAAGAAUCACGCAUUUGGGGCACCGAUAGUAAUAUGUCUAGUUUGCAAUCAUUAGAAGGUUCAGAUGUUGAAGGACGAACGUUGAGUUUACAAAGAGAUUCUAGUGUUGAUAGUCGUCUUUCUACGGGUUCUACAAAGAGCGAAAUGUUGGAUCGAGAAAAAAAGCAUGGUAAAGGUAUAAUAAAAAAAAUUACAACCAAAUUGACUAAAUCAGCCAGUAUUGAUGAUCCAAAUAUUUCUAUGGAUCAUUCUCUUCAGACAUCAGGAUCCGAGACAAGUAUCAAUGAAAAGACUAGAGAUGAAAAGAAAAACUUAAAGAAAAAGUUAACAGAUAUGUUCAAAAGAGGUUCAAGAAGUGGCAGUAUAGAGAAGAAGAUAAGCUCUAAUAAUAGUAGACCAGAAUCAAGAAAUUCCACAACUUCGAACAAAUGAUUCAGACAUAAAUUCUAAAAUAUAGCAUUGAUACUAUACAUUUAAAUGUAUAAUGAUUCUGACGACAAAUAAUUUUAAAUUACCACCAAUAAUAUGAAAAUAAGGGAUUUCUCAAUAAUGUGUGAUUAAAAUAUAUACAAAAAAAUAUAAUUUUGUAUACAUAUAUAUCGGAUAUCCCUUUACUAUUUUAAUCUCAAAUUUACACAAGCAUUUUCAAAUAUUAUAUUGUAUAUAAAUAAAUAUAUAUACAAGGCACCAUACGAAACUGCAAAUAAAAGAACUUAUUAUAAAUAAUAGUACAUACAGUUUUUCCAUUAACGUCUUCUUUGCUAAUUCCUUUAUUAUUGUUCCAUUUUCUUGUGUCACGAAUCACGCUUUUCUUUUUUCGAUUUUCGUUUAUGUUUCGAACUUUUAUGUUCUUUGUGUUUAUGUUUUUUCUUCUCUUUCUUUGUUUUUUUCAUUUUUUCUCGUUCUAUCCAUACACCAGAAAUUUUUGAGUCCAUUUUGGGUUUUGGUAUUACAACACUUUUAAAUAUAGGUUUUGAAAAUUGUGAACUGGAUGCUUCUGGUACUUCGUUUUUAUUUUUCAGUAAUCUUGAAGGAAGAGCAGGUCCAUACAUAUCAGAUAAUAAUUGAGUUUCUGAAUUUAAUUUAUUAUCAUCUUGUUUCGAUUUAAUUUCUAAUUCGGAAUUUGUUGUAUUUAUAUUUUCUUCUUUAUUAAUUCCUUCAUUUGAUUGUAUACUACUUCUUGAAUUAGUGACUAAACUAUCAAGAUCAACUUUUGCAAAAAUUCCCCUUGGUGGAGAAGUAUUUCUAUUUAGAUUUAUUUCGCUUGGAACUUUACCAAUUAAAACAGACUUUACAGCCUCGCUAUCUACACUUUCUUCUAAUUCGGAAUCCGAUUCUUCACUACUGCUUAAAAAAAUUGCCUUAAAUAGAUCUUUCUUUUCUUUUGAUGUACUUUUUAAGGUAAUAUUUAUUGCAGAAUUUAUUUCUUUCUGAUCUUUAUCUUGUUGAUCUGUAAUCUCUGUUACUCUUUUUGCGUCAGAUUUAUCAUCUACAUUUUGUUCAUUUUCUAACAUUUUGGAAGAUGUUUCUGGCAUUUCUUUUCCAAAAACUUUUUCAUAAGAAACUUCAAAGUUUCUCAUUUUUUCUGAUAUAGGUUCGAAAGUUUGAUCAUUAUCAAAAGAUUUAUUAUCAUUUGUCUUAACAUUCAAGUUUGUAUUGUUAAUGAUGUUUUUAUCUUUUGGCGAUAUAUCAAUUUCGUUUGAUUCUUUCGAUGCUCGUAAAAAUUUUGUAGAAUUAUUCCAAUCAAAAGAAUCAAAAAUUGAAAACUUUCUUGAUUUUUUCUGAAUCUCAGGGGCACAACCGAUUUUUGGUUCAGGAAUGUUAAAUCUUUUACAUACUAUGCUUGCUGGUUUCCAUUCUAUGCGCUCUCGAGUUAAUUUUCCAAACAUUUUCAUUUUUACAGCUUGUUUCAUUUCAUCUUCCUGAUUAAAUGUUGUAGAAACAUCUAUAUUUUUGGAAUCACAUUUAUUUUCAACAUGAUCAUACGUUGGUUGAUCAACUAAUUUAAUUGCUUGUUCAAAUUCAACUCGUUCAUGUUCUCUAUCCCAUUCUGUCAUAGAUAAUGAUUGUAUACUUUCAAGCUUAUUUUUUUCUCCCUGUCUUAUAAAAACUAAAUAUUGUUCAAAACGUCUUUGUUUAUCAGGAUCAGAAAAAAAAGAUUUCAUGUUGCUAUUUUUUAUAGAAUUAUUUUUAUCUAACUCAUUAGUAUUUGUAUUUGUUUGUUCAGAAGUUGAUGAAUCUUUAAAUUCUUUUAAUUCUUUCAAAUUUUUCUCUAAAUCUUUACCAGGACCAAUAAUACCUCCUUUAACAAAACUUUGUACAUUUAAUUUUUCCAUCCAUGAAAUAGCUAGUUUACAUCCUUGAUUUUUUUCUUUCUGUCUUUCUUCAAUUUGUUGUUUUCCGUGUAAAUUUAACGUUUUAGAAAUAAUAUUGGAAGCAACUGAUGGUACUGAAUUUGGAUAUAUUUCAGAUGGUUUUUUCACACUACAAGUAUCUUCCAAUAUUUUAGCUCUGUCCGCAGCUGUUAAAUCUUUUCGCUUUCCAUUCUCAAUUGCACGAUGAACAUUUUCAAUUGGAGGAUAAAAUCGACUUUUUCUAAUUAUAUGCACUGGUACAAAAUCCUUUGGUAAUACUGGAGGUUGAAAAAUUGUUUUUAGUUUUAAUUUAUCUUUUGCUAAUAUAAAACCUUCUAAACAAUUACUACUUAAAUUUUUUGAAUUAUCAUCAGACCAUCUUGUCUUGGAUUUCCGUUCUGGAGCUAGAGAAAAAUCGUAACGUGACAUAUCUUCUCUUUCAUAUAUAUCAUCAUCAUCAGCUUCGAAUGCACCAACUCCAAAUGCUUGUCCAUGUAUUGACAAUUUUUUAUUUUUGUCUUGCAUAUUAAAUGCUGGAGUAUCAAAUAAAUUUACAUGACCAGAUAAUAUUGUUCUUCUGUCUAAACCACUGUAUCCUAUACCAAAAUAAUUAUCUUUUGGAUUACAUCU
This is a messenger RNA of Apis cerana (Asiatic honeybee), 7814 nucleotides long. Its product is annotated as rho-associated protein kinase 1. NCBI's taxonomy places the organism in Eukaryota, Metazoa, Arthropoda, Insecta, Hymenoptera, Apidae. The record is from RefSeq and is a predicted model, not a curated record.